This is a messenger RNA of Drosophila biarmipes, 3199 nucleotides long. RefSeq lists its product as uncharacterized. The coding region runs from base 1212 to 3047 and encodes 611 amino acids. Lineage: Eukaryota; Metazoa; Arthropoda; Insecta; Diptera; Drosophilidae. The record is from RefSeq and is a predicted model, not a curated record. The transcript is spliced from 2 exons.
GCAAUAAACAUCGUUCGCGAGGGAUUUUAAGUGUUCUUAAAUACACAUGUAUUUAAGCUUACCCGCAUAUUGGGGAAAUAGUUUAAACGAUUUAAUUUUAUAUUUGUGAUAGUAGUUAACCAACUAAACACCUGGAAAAGCUAAUUUUGUUUCAUCGAUCAGUUAAAGUCAUGGACGAGAAUGGUGAUUUUGCUCUCAGUCUGCCUCCCGACUGCCUUCUGGAGAUAAUGAAGUACAUUGUUUCCGAUUGCGAGAUUAGUGAAGCAUACAACUCUUUCAAAAAAUACAACAAUUUAAUCAAUUUUGUGUUGGCCCACGAACUUUUGGUGGAAUUGUUUGCGGUACAUCACAAAAAGCUGUACCAGGUUCUUGCAUUGGGCCUUGAAUGCAGAACCACAAAACUGCUCAUAGAUCUGCGAGUCAAUAAGUUAUCAAACCAAAACAGGGACCUCUUCUGGAGAUCCUACUUGCAUUCUCUUAAAAAAGAAAACUCUUUCAAUGCUGAAUUGAUAUUUGGCCAUUAUAGAAACGAGGCGAACGCUCACGUAAACAUUUUUAUGAAAGGUAAGUCAUAGUUUUCUGAUUCAUCUUCAGAUGUUCCAACAGUUUAACUUUUGUUUAAAGGCUCUUUCUCAUACCCCGUGAAAUUAAAGUUCAAAAAUAAGAUCACUUCAGAGGCAUUAGUGGAUAUAUGUCUCUCCCUACCAAAUUUGAAUUCAUUGUUCUUUGGAGGAAUUGAAAUAGAUGGGAGUCUAUCGGACAUCGUACCCUAUUGCGAAAGUCUGGAAAAGCUAAGAGUUGAAUUUAAAGCAGGAGACGAUGUUGCCAAGUUCGAACCCCUGGCGCAGUUGCCCAACUUAAAAAGCUUCACUAUUACUGGAAUCCACAAAAGCGGUUCGCAGUUGAUAUUCUUCAACGAUUUAACGAAAUUGCACCGACCUAAAAGUUUACCACCCUUAGCAUUGACCAUUGAAGACGACAUAUGCGAUGGGCGAAUUACUUUCGGUGCACAUGACUCACUUCGUUAUUUGCACAUAGAAGACCAUUUUUACAAAGCAAGCCUUAAGGCAGUGUACGAAUUAAAUGAAGCUCUGCAAGGCGGCAGUUCGAAAGAAAAUUCUGUGGCAACCAUCACAUUAGGUAAGGAAGUGGAUCUGAAGUUUGACAGCUCUAUAGAAGAACUCGUUUUAGAGAUAACUGAAAAGUCGGAUAUGAGCCAAAUGGGUUUUUUAUCAAUGCUACCCAAGAUGAGUAGUUUGGUUAUAAAAGGUCAUCCUAGAACAUCCUUUACAGAGCCCACCUCACUUGCAACAUUCUUGCAAUCAAUAGUCCAAAAAGGGCAAUUUUCUUUAACAUCCUGCAAGAUAAAGGAUGUAUUGUGCUCUGUUUCAGAUUGCAGUUCAAUCUACUUCUUAAGUCAACUAACUAACUUGCAGAAUUUAGAAAUGAGCUUUAACGAAUCCUUUGACUCACAAUCAUCAUCACUUGUUCUCAAUUUGCUACAAGGGACACAGAUGACCGCAAAACUGGAUUUCAAAAAUGUUUGUCUUAUCAUAUUGAAGGGUGAACAAAAACUGGAUAUUUUCAUUAGAUUUGGCUGCAGAGCUGACGUUCUGUCUCCGCUCGCCCAACUAAAUGGCGUUACCACAGUUCGAAUUAAUGGUUACCCGGAUAAGAAAACCCGAAAUAUGCUAUUUGAAGCAUUCGCCACCAGCAAUAUAAGUACUAUCCAAGAAUUGGAUAUCUCAAAAAUGAGUGAAUCUUAUUUUUAUAUGAUAUCAAAAGUAGCAGAAAUUCAAUCCAUUAAGAAACUCUCUUGUGACUUAGUGGAUUUUACUGGAGUUGAGAAGUUGGCCAACUUGGAUAAACUUGAAGAGUUAAUCAUAAAAUCCAAUGAGUUUGGAACCCUGUCUUCACUUUUUACAAGUCUGGCUGCCAGAAAUAUAAUUCAAUGUAUAAGAAUACCGAAGGGUAAACUUUCACCUGAAGAGAUUUUAAAGGCUUCUGGAAUAAAGUCGCUGAAAAUAUUUGAGUGCAGUUUUGCCGACCUGCAAGAUCAAGAAUCCUUGUCAGAGUUGGCUAAGUCAAGUGUUGAAGAGCUAAUUGUUUCCCUAGAGUAUUCCUACAAAUACCGAAACCCAUCCGUAGUCAAUUUAUUAUCUGCGUUUUCCUCAAACGGAGCAAAAAGACUUCAGCGCCUGGAAAUUAAGGAAAGGGCACUAGACAUCUGCGAAGCAAACGCAAUUUCUAAGCUUCCAGCUUUAGUAAGUUUGCAAAUAGCAUCUCCUGACUCACUGAGGAUUUUCGCAAAUAACCCCCUGUGUAAACUUCAAAAAUUGGAACUAAGUUUCCAAAUUGGCCACAGUGAAUGUGAAUUGAUGGUUCAAUUUGAAACACUGCCGUCCUUAAAAUGCCCAUUCCGCGAUGAGAAGGGUGUUGAAGCUUUGGCCAAUAUAAAAGGUCUUAAGGAACUGAUUAUCGUUAAAGCAGCAGGUUCGCUUGGUGAACUUUACAGGGCUUUUGCUCAAAAGAGUUUGACAAUUUUAGAAAAACUUCAUACACCAACUGUAAGUUCGGAUGAGGUCCGUUGGAUAGCGCAAAUUAGAUCCCUAACUGAGCUAAGUAUUGAAUGCAAAUGCGUAUGUGACAACCUAUCAUACCUGUGUAAGCUAAGUGAACUUAAAUCACUAUCUAUAGCUGAAAAUGAUAAAUCCACAUUGACGAGCGAUAACGUGCUGCCAAUUAUCCAAGACUGUCGAAAACUUGAUUUCGUCACCCUCGACUUCUACAACGAUUACUCAAAAGCCCUUAAAAUUUCAAGAGAAGUGAAUACAAUUCUAAAAUCUGUAAGAGAUCCUGCACAUCGGAGACCAUUAAAACUUUGUAUUAAAUCCUUUAAACUAAAUGGAGAAGUCAUCGAUAAUGAAUACUUACAGGUUUCCCAUAGCCGCAAAAUAGAAAAGCAUUACUUAGUAAGAAGAAGUUGUUUUGGAGGUUGCAGAAGGUCUUCUUCUUCGUGGUUUUCGGAGGGAUCUUGGCAUCUUUAACACGCAGACGUUGGCAAUCACUCCUAAAAAAUUGUAUUUUUGACCAGAUUUUGCAAAAGGACUAUGCUACCCCUUGUAAAAAAAGAUGAAAAUUCGCAAAAAAAGUAUGCUUUCAAGCUAUUUUAUUUAUUUAGCAGAGUGCAGUUAUAAUA